This is a messenger RNA of Thrips palmi, 7880 nucleotides long. RefSeq names its product heparan sulfate glucosamine 3-O-sulfotransferase 5 (gene Hs3st-A). Bases 627 to 1820 code for a protein of 397 amino acids. NCBI's taxonomy places the organism in Eukaryota, Metazoa, Arthropoda, Insecta, Thysanoptera, Thripidae. Gene Ontology annotation, molecular function: [heparan sulfate]-glucosamine 3-sulfotransferase activity. The record is from RefSeq and is a predicted model, not a curated record. The transcript has 7 exons.
CGGCGAGCGGCACACCCGAGCCCCAGCAAGCCCCAGUCCCCGGCCGUGCACCCCCGAGGCUCCCCCGGCACGCAGCGUGCUCGCCCGGUCCGUCUCCCGACCCACGUCAAGUGCACCCUGGUCCCGGACCGCCCUGGACCAGCGGCCCUGCCUGGCCGGCGGUGGCCCUGCCCCCGCGUGACUCUCUCCACGGCACUGUGACGGACGGACUGAGCGGACUCUGCGGAUCGCAUCGGCACACGGAACACCAGUGUCGGUCCUACCACCAGGAGGUGCUAUCCGUUCCGACAAGGUCCCACUCGCCCCUACCAGGUGCCAGGCGUGUCAGGCGUCUGCCGGGGGAUGUCAGCCUGACGUCGCGGUGCAGGCACUGCCAAGGGCUCUGCAGCACUGCAGGCAUGCCUUGCCUCGCGGCGCGCCACGGGGCCCACGAGGCGCACAGGGCCCUCGGGGGGUGCCUGGCCGACGGUGGCGGCCUGGCUGCGCGCCGUGCUGCACGCCGUGCGCCACGCGGCUAGGCCGAGGCUGGCUGGGCCGAGGGCUGCGCGGCCAUGACUGGGGAGGCUGCCACGUUGGCGGGCCGGGCAAGAGGCAGCAGAAGCAAGCGCAGGCGGGGAUGAGCCGUGAUGAGGCCGGCGGCCGACAGCUGGUGCCGUUGGGGCGGCCGGCUGGCUGCCUGCAUGCUGUCGUGCGUCCUGGUCGCCCUGCUCGUCACGCUGCACGCCCUGUACGACAGCGCAGUCUACACCAUCCAGUACCAGGGGCUGAGCGAUGAGGGCCUGGAGGCCAUGCUGCUGGCCAACACCGCCGACGUGUCGGCCAUGUUGACGGCGCCGGAGAUCCCCGACGACCCGGGCGGCGGAGGCGGCGACUUCGGCGGCGACCUGGGCGGCGACCUGACGGUGGUGUCGGGCGUGGACACGAACGAAGUGAGCGACCAGGACAAGGACCUCCACUUCGAGGAGGGCAAGGACGACGUGGGCCGCGUGCGCUUCCCCAGGACGUCGCGCCGGCUGCCGCAGUGCCUCAUCAUCGGCGUGCGCAAGUGCGGCACGCGCGCGCUCCUGGAGAUGCUGUUCCUGCACCCGCGCGUCCAGAAGGCGGCCGGCGAGGUGCACUUCUUCGACCGCGACGACAACUACUCGCGCGGCCUGGAGUGGUACCGGAAGAAGAUGCCGCACUCGUUCCCGCACCAGGUCACCAUCGAGAAGAGCCCCAGCUACUUCGUCACCCCCGAGGUGCCGGAGCGGGUGCGCGCGAUGAACGCGAGCGUCAAGCUGCUGCUCAUCGUCCGGGAGCCGGUGACGCGGGCCAUCUCCGACUACACGCAGCUCCGCAGCCACGCCGCCACGGCGUCGCCGUCGCCGCCGCCCAGCGGGCAGCAGAUGCAGCAGGGCCAGCGCUCCUUCGAGGAGCUCGCCCUGAAGCCCGACGGCACCGUCAACCUGGCGUACCGGCCGCUCUCCACGUCCCUGUACUACUCCUUCCUGCACCGCUGGCUCGACGUCUUCUCGCGCGACCAGCUCCUCGUCGUCAACGGCGACCUGCUCAUCGAGGACCCCGUGCCCGAGCUGCGGCGCAUCGAACAGUUUCUAGGUCUGGAGCCCCGGAUAGGGCGCCACAACUUCUACUUCAACCACACCAAGGGCUUCUUCUGCCUGCGCAACGAGACGGCCGACAAGUGCCUGCGCGAGACCAAGGGGCGGCGCCACCCGCGCGUCGACCCCGCCGUCGUCACCAAGCUGCGCAAGUUCUUCUCCGAGCACAACCAGCGCUUCUACGACCUGGUGGGUCAGGACCUUGGCUGGCCCGAGGAAUGACCGCGCCGAUCACUGCCGCCAGCACCGCCACCGCGACGCCACCGCGACGGCGGACUGCUUGGAGCGGCCGGGGAGCGGCGCGCGGGGGCGGGGCGUGGCUGGAGGCCGCGAGGCCCCGGCCAGCGCCCUGGCGGCUCGGCAGAGUCGGCAGAGACUGCAGGCGGCAGAGACACACUCACACUGACCGUCCCGGUCCCAGACCGGUCUAGACCCUACCGGUCGCGCGGGCCGCGCCGGGGGUAUUGUCCGUCCAGAGCAUCUCAUUCACACCAACCUCACUGUGUUCACUGCUUGCCGCGGCUUGCCGGCGCCGCGAGUCUCUGCCGCCGUCCGCCCCUCCCUUCCGGCGCGCUCCCCGGCCCCGCCGCGGUCGGCACCGCGUCGUGGAGGGAACCUAAUUGUAGUUUCUCAACCCGGAAGGCCUACGGAAUACCACGUUCUUCUGUCGUCGGUCCAAUUGCGAAGAUAUAUUGAACCACUAGUCUGUAGGUUUUUCCAAGUCUGAACAAGCAGAUUUAAGCAGUCUGUAUUUUUGUUCAACUCGUUGUCAGCCCGUCUCGUUGUUCAGUUCUUCGUUACAUGUGAAACCUUUAGAUUUUAAGGGAGUUCAUGGAACUGUCAUUUCCCUCGUAGGCAAAGGGAGCCUUAAACCAAAUUGCUCGAUGUGAUAUUAUUCUCGAUGAGAUAGUCGUCUCUUGUUUAAAGAUAAUUUGUACAUAUUUAUUGUGCUGAUGAUAUUUCAGUAUUACGAAAAAAUUGAAGAAGAGCGUAACGAUAACAUAUCAUUAAAAAUGCAUAUCAUAUUGUGAAUUUUUAUCAAAUUACAUUUACAUAUCAUUCCUGUGACAAGUUGAAAUAUGAAACAUAUCAUUAUUUAUCUUUCGCAGACUUUCCUGGCCGAUGUGUGAAUAUGCGGUCGGUAUGUGCCAUGGGGACAGGUUCCUAGACAUAUUGUUAAGCUAAGAAAUUUUAAGAGUGUAACCCACAUGUUAUUUAAUGCAAUAUUUUGUUACCAGUUGUUGUUUCUGAAGUUUUAAUGCUAGCUGAUCAUUCGUAACGUACCUAAAGCGGGAUAUUCGAGUCACCUUACCGUAGCUUUAUAUCUGAACGCCUCUGUCAGUGCUCCGAUCCAGGAAACGGGGCCCGGGAAAUAGAAAAUGGAAAUCGGAAAAGGGAAAGGCAGCGCCACAAACGUGUCGGUUGGGCUGCCUACCCGCCGGGUCGAAGGCGCUCGCCACGAACGACGUGGUACUCUUAUCUUCCAAGUUGCUUCCAAUCCCUCCAAGUCAGUCUGGCGGGAGAGUGGGGCUAAGGCUGGCAGAAGCGGUUAUAAACGUUUUUGGCGCCAACUUUUUAGAAAGUUUCCAUUGGACGGAGCCACGGGCUUGGAUCCGCACCUGCACCUUAAACCAGGCUGGCAGGAUGUCCAGGGCGAGGAGGUCACCCCGCUUUCCUACCGUGCUGUAAGGUUCAAGGUUCAAGGUUGGACUUUCAACAAGGCGCUCGUCAAAUAGCAGACCCGAGACAAAACCAUGACGUGUUUAAUUUCCUUUCCAGAGGCACGCGCUGACCACGUUAGUUUUAAGAUUGUCGUAAGGGCGGGGCAUUUUAAUUCUUAAGUAAAUGUUGUUUGUGUUAAAUAUAGUUUAUUUAUAAUUCUGACGGAGGGUGGACCUGGCCCCAUGGUACACGUGCAUCAGACACGGCGCCGGCUAAAGACGCUGCGAGGGUAUUCAUAAAGUAACGCAAUAUAAUUAUAUAAAUAUAUUUUUAUAAUCCGUAUUGGAAAUUGUUGCCCUAUAUUCAUUGUUAAUGUAUACUGUAUGUAGUUUCAUUAACGCAGGGAUUCAUAGUUUUAUGUUGCUAUCGUUCCAGUCGUAUUUUGUCAAAGUCAGUCAGCCUAGACGCUACUGUUUUGAUUCCAUUUUUCGUCUGCUUUAAAUGUUUUAGCGUUUCUUGGGGAAUACGUGUGAACCCCGGCUAGAGUCUAAACCUUGAAAAAAAUAAUCAAUUAACUUGGAGUCAUACUUUCUUUCGUUGGCUUAUGGCACAGUGCGAUGUUGAUCUAAAAGAGCAAUAAGGGAGAUUUUUUUGCGCCGUUCUUUGUCGAAUUUACGGUGGUGGCGGUGAGUUCGAUUUGGCCAUCCAGCAUUGUCAAUUUCAUGAAAGAGCUGGAGGACCGAUCUUACACUCAACGAGCGUAUUUUUCACGAUAACUAUUAAAAAGGAGGACAUUUGUUGUGCAUGUCACAAUGAUCGUUCUUGCUGAAAAUUUGUGAAUUGGUUUUCCUUUUUCGUUCAGGAAAUAACAAAUAACUGGUGGCACAGCCGUCGCGACUGCCCUGUACACUGUACGGGUUGCGGGUCGCGCUUAUCACCGUCUCGCCUUGUCGGCGAGGCCGCGGGACAGAAGACCGAUUCCGCGCAACGUUUCGUCGCUCUGUCUCUCUCGCACCUGCAGGGAACGCCGCAUGGUGCGAGAGAGACAGAGGGGCGAAGGCAAUGUUCGCUCUGCUGAGACUGGGAACGGACCCCCGAAUAGCGCCCAAGCACAGCAUCGCACCGAGCCAUGCAGCCAAGGCAGAGACUGCCAGCCAAACAAAAACAAUAACAAAAAUUCCAGUUUGAAACGGUCAUGCAUCGCAAGCGGUGUGCGUUGCGCGCAUUAUGCGUAGGACAAGAAUAUUAGAAAAUAGAUUUUUUUAAACUGAGUUAUCCUAUGCAUACCGCUGCUAACGCUCUUACGAAUUUUUGUCCAGUUGGCUUUCCCUGACCAGGGGCUCGGUUAGGCAACCAGUCUUACCAUGAGACCUUUCAACCGCUCCUUGUUCAUUGGUUUUGGAUUUUCUUUUCCACUGCUAUAGAAAUUAGCCAGAGACCGCGCGUGCGUCUGCAGCCGGCUAAACUUAUUUCAUCCUAAUCAAGUAUUUUCUCUUUGUAAGUGUGAUGACGUUUUGUGGGGCAUAUGAUAGUUUUUAAGAUGUCAAAGAUAAACAUAUCAUUUCUAGUACUGUUACAAGCUCCUUUAUAAUGUACUUUUGCGCCGUAUGAAUAUGAGCAUAUCAACGUGUACGCGUUACGUACAAAAUAGAACUGAUGCAUAUCGUUUUGAGAAGAACUAUUCAUUGAAAAAGUCAACGUUAGUUCUCUCUUUUGUGAUCUCAGAAGCUGUAACUUAUGAGGGCUUUUCCCUUUAAAUCCAUCAUUCCUAGUCUUUGUAUUUUUAAGUACUCGUGGAUUUAUGCAACUUACAAAUUUUCCAUGUUCAAUUAAUACUAACCUUGUUUUAGUCUAGUCAUUUAUUUCAUUUUAGCUGGGAAGCAAGGAACCGGAUUUAGAUUGUAACAGAUUUUUGACAGGGAUUGGAAUGAUUAUCGUUUUAUUUUUUCUCGACGCUAAACGUCUUUUACCGAGCCAUACUGACCAGAGCCCUUGUUUGAUCUCGUUUCUACAAACUUUGUUGCCUCCACUACUUCCACGGACAAUGUAAGAAAAGAAAAUUAAUAAUUAUCCGCGAAAACACGCGUGCUCUAUGUUUGAGGGCUGGUUUCAAACACGCCAGUGUGCCACAGAACGGCACGCGUGGAGUCCCAGACAGUCCGUGACCGGGCAAGACUAGUCCGUGACUGGGCAAGUCACUCGGCUAGACAGACAUUUCUCCACAAGUGUCGCAAGUCGAUCGCUGCGGUAUGAAAGCGCUCGUCACGACGAUGAGGCGAGGCUCUCCUCCGCAGACUGAUUCCAUGAGUCGUUGUCAUCGCUCUGUCUCUCUCGCACCUGUGAGGGGCACCCCAUGAGUGCGAGAGAGACAGAGCGACGAAAACGACUUUCUGAAUGAGUCCAUUGAUUGCCUCUGAUGAUCCGGUUGCCUGAUAGCGGCUUGCCUCCCGAAGGUGGCCCCUCCCUGAGCACACUCGUCAUGCAACCGAUAGCGAUAACUCGAUAGCGAGCCCGCCGGUCGAUAUCUUAUCGGCGUCGAUCUCGUCUGGCUUCGGGAGAAACGAGUCGGUACUUUCCAGUUACUUUCCAGUACUUUCCAGUCGAUUCCUGGAUUCGCGUUCACUCCUUUCGCGCUUUGUCCUUGUCACACCUGGGUCCCUUUCGGUCCCUUUGCUGUUCCUUCCUUCCAUCCCAUUUUUACCUUUAUCUUGUUCUAAAGUUUCCUUUGCAAACGAAGCAGGGCGGCAUCUCUCGGUGCGGCGCCUCGGUAGCGUUUUAGAGUGUUGUCUAGUAUCUAUGGUAGAGGCUUGAAGCAAAAGGUACACUAGGUAUCGUUAAAUUCUAUUUAUAUCCCUUUUAAUAUCCUUCCUGCUCUGUUGUCAAUGGCUCAUGUCGCCUCCAUUUUCGCACUGUUUUCCUUAACAAAAAAAAAGGAUUGCACUCAGUCUUGUCAAAAAGGGAAAAUUGAACGGGCAAUUUCUAAUUUUUGUCAUAUUGGUCAAAAGUUGCCUUGUUGGUCUCUAUCUCAAAACGAACAAUAUCAGCCGAAUAUUCGUCCUUUUAAUUUCAUAUUUUUGUAUGACAGUGGUUCAGCUUCCAUCCAGAAUUGCCCAAGGGAAAACAACUUCUUUAUUUCUCCUCUGAUUUUCUUUCCUGUUCAAUUAGAUUUCUCCAAAUUACCCAGUGGUAAUUUUUUUAACAUUAUUUUUCUUGAUUGGCUCUGUUUGGCAUAGAGAGACAUGGGCGUUAUAAGUCUCUAGUGGUGUUUCCUGAGGCAUGACACGGCGCCCCGCUGCGACUUCCGGUUUGCUUCGCUUUCCGUCGUUGACUGGUCGUUUCAGCAUUCUCAGUUCUUGGGUGUGUCUCGUGCAUUUCAGGCCACUCAUUGCCCCCACGUCCAGGAGGUACACCGUGGUAGAACAAAAAGUUUUUUGCUGCAUAAAGUGCCUAGUUUUACAGAGAUGUAAACGAAAUUUGGACCGGGGAUUGGGGAUUGCACGAGUACUUCUCGUUGGGGCUCGCGCACCUCACGUCCUCGAACGCCUGUGUCGGGCCCGAAACGGCAUAGAUCAUGUGUGGUCUAGCCCGUAAUGGUAAUGGCAAUGGCAAUGCGCGGGGUAGGCCAGCCCGCCCACCCUGCGUGUCCAGCGGACUGCCUACCCCUUGUUUCUCAGGCGCUAAGACUCGAUGAGCGUGCAUCCUCGGGGCUUUCGUGAAACAACGCACUGCUUCUAAAAGGAAAUUUUUGGGAACAUAUUCCUUGAGAGAAGCUAUUGGUUUUCCAAGACUUAUUGUUCUACUUCGGCCUCUUUGACUGGGUGCUUCAUUCAAGUACAUAUCAGCCCUUCACAAUUGGGCAAAUGCUCUGUGAUCAGAAGUGCAAAGUCUCUAAUUAUAUUUUGUGGAGGAAGAUGGUAGCAAGACACAGCCAACUAAUGCAAAAGCCUUUUGUACAAUCCACACAUUAUUUUGCUCGAUAUGUGUGCUGAUUUUGUGCAGACAUUUUACUCGUUGCGGUUUGUUCAUUUUAACCGUCUGUUAUUGGAGUUAUUUAUCUCUAUUAACCGUUCUUUGUUAUAGUCUAGGAAAGGUCCUUUACAAGAUUUGUUGUUUUAUAUUCUAUUGGUGCUCGUAUACAAAUGAGAUGAUGUAUUACUUUGUUAUCUGCACUCAAGUGUUGAUUGUAAAAAAGCUCUAAAGUGACAGCAAUAAUUCCCAUACAUUAGACAUAUUAUAAUUUAUUUGUAAGGGACUUCGGUUUGAAGAUUGCAUUUCCUGUCUUUGAAAAAGACAAGUUAAAAAACUCCAGAUCUUUUUGUUAUUUUAUUCAACAAAUUUUGAGACUGUUUAUCAUCUUAUUCAGUUUGAGAGUAGAGUGUAGAACUAUCUGGAAAAAAGUGGGAUGUACUUCUUCAAAUUUUGAAACUUACACAAAAGAAAAAAGAAACUAUGAAGGUUGUGUGUAUCUUGGUUUUCUUGCUCGUUAAAUAUCUUAAUUUAUGCUGCCAUAUCUGCAACCUGCCUAAUGGGCUGCUGUUUGUUACCCAGCAAUUUCUGUUGCAUCUUUUGUUCUACAUUGUAGACCAGGAAAUAAAUAUAGUUCCAUCUGAUAAAUCCUAA